AUGACGACCGAGACCAUCCAUGGGAACUCGCAAUUCCAGAAGCCCUCCUCUCUACGCUGGAUGUGGAAGUCACCCGGUGGAAGGUACCGUAAUGAAAUAGACCACAUCAUCGUCAAUAAAAGGUUCUGCCCCACCCACGUCGCUGUUGUACCAAAGUUCUAUACGGGAUCGGACCAUCGCCUCCUCCGAGGAAGAUUUUCCUUCACAAGGAGAGCAGAGAAAGCUGCCAAGUUCAGAGAGAGAAAUCCCAGGACAAUCAUCAACUGGGAUCUCUUCGCUACGCUAACCGGCUUUUGGGAAGAUUCCGCAAUGGGCAACAUCGACGAGGAAUAUGACCGGCUCGUUGAACACUUUCACGACUGCGCGAAGAAGACUGAGAGUUUUAAAACCACCAAGAGACGUCUGUCUCUUGAAACUCUUGAGCUGAUACGCCAGCGUGGAGCAGCACGAGCCGCAGGGAACCAAGAACUCACGUCCGACUUCGCAAGGCUUUGCAGAAAGGCGAUAAAGGAAGACCUUAAAGAGAGAAGAGCAAAAGUGCUGGCUGAAACUGCAGAGGUGUGGAAAAACAUCCGCUAUGCCCGUCGAGACUUCGCCAGUCGCAAGACGAGGAUGACUGCUCUCCGGAACCCAGGGAAAACAGCCAUUGCAUCGAGAAGGGGGAUGGAGAAAAUCAUCUACGACUUCUACUCUGAUCUCUUCGACAGCCAUGUCCUCCACUUACCUCCUCACCAUCUGAGGGAAGACGGACAAGUCAUUCCAGAGGUUCUCCCGUCCGAAAUACGACAUGCUGUCAUGUCGGUAAGAAGUCGUACGGCAUCCGGUCCCGACAGAAUAAGACCAGAACACCUGAAGAGUCUUCCGCCAGUACUCACCAACACCCUGGCGAGGCUCUUUACACGUUAUCUGUCGGAAUGCAAGGUUCCUAAACAGUGGAAGACCAGCAAGACCGUGUUGUUGUAUAAAAAGGGAGAUCCACAUGACAUCGGCAAUUAUCGUUCAAUCUGCUUACUGUCUGAAGCCUGCUGA
Molecule: messenger RNA, 1029 nt
Organism: Necator americanus (New World hookworm)
Lineage: Eukaryota; Metazoa; Nematoda; Chromadorea; Rhabditida; Ancylostomatidae
Exons: 1
Coding region: 1-1029 (342 amino acids)
Source: RefSeq, a predicted model, not a curated record